AACGCAGACUUCCGUAUAAACAAAACAAUCGAACGACGCGAUGGUAAAAAGUUGUUGUGUGUACAAGUGUACAAAUAGGUACAAUUCAACGAGCAAAUUCAGUGGCAUUAGUUUUUUUCGAUUUCCGAAGGACAAGAGACAAAGGAGAGCUUGGAUAAAAGCUAUUAAUAGGGAAAAUUGGGCCCCAAAUGACAACACUUGGGUCUGUUCAGUCCAUUUUAUAGACGGGUGGCAUGGGUAUGAUCCCUCAGACCAGAACUACGCGCCGACAUUGUUUUCUUACAAAGCAGCUGUUCGAGACGUGGCUCAGGUUGCCAGAGAUUCUAGAAAACUUGAACGUCAACAAUCUAAGGAGGCUCAUGAGAAACAGAGGGAUGAAAAUGUGCAGGAGGAAUGCCACAAGAGGUUGUCGUUAUAUAUGCAUUCCAAUUAUUGUGAUAUACCUUCAGAUCAUGAACCAGAUCAUGGAAAUGAGACUACAAAUGUCAUGAAAACCAAGGAUGCAGGUACUUUGUGCGACCCUGACCCUCUUUCAAAAGAGAAUGAAAAACUGCAGGAAGAGUUGCGGGAGACCAAACGUGAUCUACAGAGAGAAAGAUGGGGAGUUCACAGGAUAGCAGACAAUGACAGCCUGACAAAGUUCUAUACCAGUCUUCCAACCUUUGCAAUGUUUCUCUGGCUGUUCAGCUACCUGAAGGAUAAGUGUGAAAGGAUGACCUAUUGGACUGGGGAGAGCCAUACGUUGCCAGGGACAGACAGGACAAGAGCGCAUAGGUCCCAUCUCCAACCGAUAGAUCAGCUUCUUGCUGUCCUUAUGAGAAACCGUUUGGGUCUUUUUGUCCAGGACAUUGCAGAGCGGUUUUGUAUAGCUCCUAGCACAUUCUCGAAAUAUUACACCACCUGGCUAUGUCUUCUUCAUAAAGAACUGAAAUUCCUUAAUCCAUUUCCAGACAAAGAUGUUGUUCAGCGCACAAUGCCCUCUCAAUUUAAAAAAUUUCCUAAUACACGUAUCAUUAUAGACUGCACUGAAAUAUUUAUUCAAAAAUCAUCCAGUUUAACAAAUCAGUCAUUAACAUUUUCAAAUUACAAGAAUCAUAAUACAGCUAAAUUUUUGGUUGGCAUCACUCCAUCUGGUAUUAUAUCAUUUGUUUCUGAGGGGUGGGGUGGAAAAGUCUCUGACUGA
Molecule: messenger RNA, 1183 nt
Organism: Ostrea edulis (European flat oyster)
Lineage: Eukaryota; Metazoa; Mollusca; Bivalvia; Ostreida; Ostreidae
Exons: 3
Coding region: 41-1183 (380 amino acids)
Source: RefSeq, a predicted model, not a curated record